AUGUCAUAUUCUGUAAUAGCUGUUCUAUUUAAAUGUAAUAACACACAUUGCAAGAAUAUAAUAUCAGCAGCAAUAGAUGUUUUAUAUGUAGUAUUGAAACCAAUGAUUCCUUGGCCAUCAAAAAAUGAAAUUCUUUGUAACAUGCCCAAAUGUUUUAAUAAUUUUAAAAGUACAAGAAUUGUUAUUGAUUGCAUUGAUAUUCCAAUUAUGAAACCCAAAACUUUAUCAGCUUCAAUAAUUACUUACUCACACUAUAAAUCAACUUAUACUGCCAAGUUUAUGACCGGUGUCACACCUGCCGGAAUACUUUCAUUUGUUAGCCAAGGAUAUGGUGGACGUGUCUCAGAUAAAUUUAUUUUUGAAAAUAGUCUACUUAUUAAUCUGCUGGAAGAAGAUGAUGCAAUUAUGGCUGACAAAGGAUUCCUCAUUGACUCAGUAUGUGCAGAAAAACAUGUAAAACUAUUUAGACCAACUUUUUUAAAAGGAAAACGUCAAUUUAGUUCAAAAAAAGCUCUUCUGAAUAACAGUAUUGCCAGUGCACGGGUACAUAUCGAAAGAGUUAAUCAACGUAUUAAAAUAUUCAGUAUAUUAAAUAAAUUUCCUUCAAGCUUAACUUCUAAAUUAGAUGAAAUAUUUUUUAUUAUUUGUGCAAUCGUUAACUUAAGUGUUCCAAUUCUUGCAAUUGAUAAGUUUUUAAAAUGUAAUUAA
Molecule: messenger RNA, 708 nt
Organism: Macrosiphum euphorbiae (potato aphid)
Lineage: Eukaryota; Metazoa; Arthropoda; Insecta; Hemiptera; Aphididae
Source: the annotation of a GenBank genome assembly